AUGAGCACUGUGAAUAUUACCGUGAAAAAGGUGGAUGGUACGACUGUGGAGAUCUCUAUUGAUAGCUCAGCUACAGUGGAGGAGCUGAAGGAUGUAGUUCAACAGAGAACGCAAAUACCAAAGGUUUCCCAACGACUUAUAUUCCGUGGGCAAAUACUAGCUGAUGAUAAGACGUUGAAGGACGCAGGUUUGGAUGGAGACGGGUUGACUGUGCAUUUGGUCCGCCACUUGGUGCCUCCUGCACAUCCCAAGGCAGGCCAGCAAGCAGCUCCUGUACAACAACAACAACAACAACAGCCAACCUUGAGGCUAGGUGCAGGUGUAGGUGCAGGGGGCCAGAGCGGGUCGCCCUUCUCCAUGCCUGGAAUGGGACAGGGCGGGAUGACACCUGAGGCGUUAGCAGAGAUGAUGAACAACCCGUUGGUGGAGAGCAUGAUGUCUAAUCCCCAAAUCAUGAGAAGUCUUAUUGAGAUGAAUCCCCAGAUGCAGCAGCUCAUGCAACAGAACCCCGAGUUGAGGACUCUGAUGGAGGACCCGGAGUUCUUACGACAAACCAUGCAAGCUGCUCGUAACCCGAGUAUGAUGCAGGAGAUGAUGCGUAACAACGAUCGGCAGAUGGCCAAUCUGGACAGCAUACCGGGUGGGUAUGCAGCCUUGUCGAGGAUGUAUCGGGAUGUGCAGGAGCCGAUGUGGAAUGCCGCUUCGGGAGCUGAUGCACAUGCUGGGACUUCAUCGGCAUCACAGUUGAUGCAAGCAAUGCAGCAGGAUAGGGAUGCUGCUGGUCCUAACAACAGGCCUCUUGGCAACCCUUGGGGAGUGGCUGGGCCUCCAUCUUCCUCUACUACUACUACUACCGCGCCACCUCCUGCUAAUUCUGGCGUUCAGGGACAUCCAUCGACGACGACAUACUCUGGUGCGUCUAGUGCUACUAACCCAACCCCAGCCAUGGCGAACCCCUUUGCAUCUAUGUUUGGUAUGCCCCAGCCUCCGUCCGCUACAGGGGCAUCAGCUCAGCAGCAGCCCCAAGGCCCACCAUUCAACCCUUUCUUCUCCAUGGCUACCUCGACACCCCAUAGUACGGCUGGUAGCGGCGCUCCUACUGCGGCCCCUCAAGGGCAGGCCAGUGAUCCUACAGCUGAUUGGUUGUCGAAUCCAGCAGUGCAGGAUAUGAUGGGCCGGAUGAUGAGGGAGAUGAUGAGCUCUAAUACUCAACAGCCACAGCCACAGCAGCAGCAGCAACCGGGACCUACCACUCCAAACACUAAUCCUACCGCUCCAUCAGUACCAUUCCUCUUCCCUAUGAUGAUGAAUCCUAGCGCUACUACACCGUCAUCCAGCCUAUUCAGCCCUCCUAUGAAUCAGCAGCAGCAGCAGCCUCCCCCUGUCCAGGCAGCCGACCUAGCGGUGCAGUUCCGACCACAGCUGGCUGCAUUAGAAAGCAUGGGCUUCACCAACCGGCAGCAGAAUCUGGAUGCACUUAGGCGUGCCAAUGGCAAUGUCAAUAGAGCACUGGACCUCCUCUUGGCCGAGCCUUCAUCACAGCAAGACGGCGGUCCUCAGCAGCAGCAGCAGUGA
This is a messenger RNA of Perkinsus marinus ATCC 50983, 1575 nucleotides long. Its product is annotated as Ubiquilin-3, putative. The transcript has 12 exons. The coding region runs from base 1 to 1575 and encodes 524 amino acids. Gene Ontology annotation, cellular component: cytosol. NCBI's taxonomy places the organism in Eukaryota, Perkinsozoa, Perkinsida, Perkinsidae. Gene Ontology annotation, biological process: ubiquitin-dependent protein catabolic process. Gene Ontology annotation, molecular function: polyubiquitin modification-dependent protein binding. The record is from RefSeq and is a predicted model, not a curated record.